This is a messenger RNA of Cucurbita pepo subsp. pepo (vegetable marrow), 1796 nucleotides long. NCBI's taxonomy places the organism in Eukaryota, Viridiplantae, Streptophyta, Magnoliopsida, Cucurbitales, Cucurbitaceae. The record is from RefSeq and is a predicted model, not a curated record.
AUUUUGCGACCGCCUCAACCUCUUCAAUCGUCGGAUUGGGGUUCCAUUCCUGCUGGGAAACCGUUUUCGUGCUUGAUCUCUUCAUCGGAAUUCUAUGUCUCUCAAUUUUGCAUCGUUUUUUGUUUCUGGGUCUUCAGGUGUCAUUUUCUUAAAUGCUGCAUUAUUCUGGAGAUAAGAAGGAAGAAAUGAAGAUGAAGAACAAAUACAGGAAAUCAACUACUUUACGUUGCGAUGCAGGGAGCAUACGUUUGAUAUCUGUGGUAAUAGGGAGUCUAAUGGGGUGUAUUCUUCUGCUACAAUUAUAUUCUCCUAUAAGCCGCAAGGAUACGUUUAUAGGUCAGGAUAUCCAACUUCGGACAAGUCAUCGCCUGUACUUUCGUGAACUUGAAGAGGUGGAAGAGGAGAAGAUUCAAAUUCCCCCACCAAGGGGUAAGAGAUCACCACGUGCAGCAAAGCGAAGACCGAAGAGAACAACCACACUGAUUGAUGAAUUUCUUGAUGAAGAUUCACCACUUAGGCACAAAUUCUUUCCUGAUCGUAAAACUUCUGUUGAUCCAACGAUUACAGGAAACGAUAGUAUGUUCUAUUAUCCAGGGAGAGUUUGGCUGGAUACUGAAGGGAAUCCCAUCCAAGCUCAUGGAGGUGGCGUUUUAUACGAUGAAAUAUCUGAAACAUACUAUUGGUAUGGAGAGUAUAAAGAUGGCCCCACCUACCAUGCUCAUAAAAAGGGAGCUGCACGGGUCGACAUUAUAGGAGUUGGUUGCUACUCCUCCAAAGACUUGUGGACCUGGAAAAACGAAGGCAUUGUUUUGACAGCGGAAGAAACAAAUGAGACCCAUGAUCUUCACAAAUCCAACGUACUCGAGAGGCCGAAAGUAAUCUAUAACUCAAAGACUGGAAAAUACGUAAUGUGGAUGCAUGUCGAUGAUGCGAACUAUACGAAAGCUUCUGUGGGUAUCGCCAUCAGUGACUACCCGACCGGCCCAUUCGAUUAUCUUUACAGCAAAAGACCCCAUGGGUUUGACAGUAGAGAUAUGACAAUCUUCAAAGAUGAUGAUGGUACAGCCUAUCUCGUUUACUCAUCUGUAGACAAUAGUGAACUUCAUAUAGGACCUCUCACCGAAGAUUAUCUCGAUGUGACCAACGUUGCGAGAAGGAUUCUCAUCGGCCAGCAUCGGGAAGCGCCAGCUUUGUUCAAACACCAGGGAACUUACUACAUGAUCACAUCAGGGUGCACGGGAUGGGCACCGAAUGAGGCAUUGACCCACGCAGCAGAGUCAAUCAUGGGUCCAUGGGAGACGAUGGAAAACCCGUGUAUAGGAGGAAACAAGAUGUUUCGACUAGCUACAUUCUUUGCUCAGAGCACAUUUGUUCUUCCCCUACCUUCAUAUCCCAGCUUGUUUAUUUUCAUGGCAGACCGAUGGAAUCCCGCCAACCUUAGAGACUCGAGGUACAUUUGGUUGCCAUUGAUGGUCGGAGGACUUGUCGAUGAACCACUCGACUACAAUUUUGGGUUCCCUUUGUGGUCAAGAGUGUCUAUAUAUUGGCAUAGAAAGUGGAAGCUUCCUAAGGGCUGGAAUCCGUUGAAAUGACACGAAUUGUUCUUUCGAUCGACCCCGCUCAAUGUACCAUACAAAGAAAGGUCGUUGUUUGAUUCUUUCAGUGUCCCCAUAGUUUUCCUUACCAAGUCAAUAAUGUUUAACUUAGUUCAUAUUAUAGGCACAGAAUUUUCAACCCAUGAGUGAACUUAUUAUACCUUUUGAUUAAUAAUCAUUAUAUUAGGUUUUAAAUUUCAA